AUGGCGACUUUGCGAAAGGCUCGCGUGCCGCCAGCGACCGACUUGACCGCCGAUUUCCACAGCCUCAUCGCGCAACGACGGCAAGAGUAUCCACCAUCCUCCUCAUCAGCACAGCCUUCUCGUGCGCUCAGACGCAAAGAUCCACCAGAAAAUGUGGUGAAAGCACACAAGCAGUGGCUCAGGCAGGCUUACAUUAUCCGCAAACACAUCAUUUCGCUACUCGGCUUCCUCUACUCGAUACGUAGGAAGUACCUCGCCCUCGGCAAGGCUCGCACGCACCAGCUUCGCGCAGAUCAGGAUGGUACAGAUACACCGGAAAAUCAAGGUGAUGAGGCAGGCUCUGCAUUUGCAAAGUGGAAGGCUUUCACAGGGCCACUGAGCGAUAUGCAGAGGGACGAGAUCGACUUUCAGGUCAAAGUGGUCAUCAAACGAUGCUUGGAGAGCAUCAAGGAAUUAGAAGCCGCAGAAGAAGCUCGUAAAAAGCAUGCGCCCACAACACCAACAGCACUCUCGCCGCUCAACAGCCUACUCGCUCUAUCUACAGCACGAGACUCUUCGACAUCGAUUUUGGCGUCUUCGCUCAUCUCGGCACACCGCGCUUCGAUCACGCAGUACCUGUCGACGCUCUUGUCAAAAGCGUCUGCGCUGCAGAGCGAUAUGCAAGAGGCGCGUCUCAGGGUGCAGCGCGAAAAGACAAAGUCGCUUGCCAACUCGAGGCCGCAACUGCAGCAGUCGGCCAACUCGGCUUCGGCAUCCACAAGCGCAGCAGCUGCUCCAGCAGUGAUUCGAGGCAGCGUGGGCGGCUCGUUCAACCCGGAACUCGACUCAGAGUCCAGCUUGGUCGGCAAAGACAUCAGCGCCCAACUCUCGGCUUCGCAGAUUGAAAUGUUCGAAACGGAAUCCUCCGAACUGAUCAAAUCGCUCGAGUCGGACCUAGCAGCCAUCAGGAAGGCAGAGUCGAGGCUGUACGAGAUCAGCGAGCUUCAGACGCAGGUGGUGCAGCAGCUGGAACAGCAGGGCGAGAUCACGGAUCAGCUGCUGGACGAAGCGAUCGGCGUGGGUACUGAGGUGGGACGUGGAAACGAGGAGUUGCGCAAGGCGAGACAGAGGAGUCGAGAAGCAGACAAGUUUCUGUCCAUCUUCUUGGUGGGAAGCGGUCUUGCUCUGCUGUUCCUGCAUUGGAUGGAUUGA
This is a messenger RNA of Pseudozyma hubeiensis SY62, 1191 nucleotides long. Its product is annotated as SNARE protein syntaxin. The record is from RefSeq and is a predicted model, not a curated record. Gene Ontology annotation, biological process: retrograde vesicle-mediated transport, Golgi to endoplasmic reticulum. NCBI's taxonomy places the organism in Eukaryota, Fungi, Basidiomycota, Ustilaginomycetes, Ustilaginales, Ustilaginaceae. Gene Ontology annotation, cellular component: SNARE complex; endoplasmic reticulum. The transcript has a single exon. The coding region runs from base 1 to 1191 and encodes 396 amino acids.